AUGGAACAGGUCUAUGGAAAUGUUGAAUAUGAACUCUCCAAAACUUCGGGAAAUGAAAGACGCCGUGUUUCAACAGAUGUUUCUGUCCAGUCAGUCAGGCAGAGGAACCCUCUGUCCUCUAAAGACUCUCUGAAGUUCCUCCUGGCUGCUCUCGGCCUCCUUCUGCUCUGUGCUUUGGUGGCGCUCUGUGUUCUGGGGAUCCUGUAUCACAAUAAAGGCGUCUCAUAUGAGGCAUUAAGUGAGCAGUACAGCAGCGUUGUAGAGAGACUGUCAGUGCAGGAACGCAUCACUGAUGUGUGUCAGCGUGCACUGUGUGGAGAAGGAUGGAGGCUUUUUGGUGUGAAGUGCUACUACUUCUCUACUGAUAAACUGAACUGGACCAUGAGCAGAGCUUACUGUGCUGAGAAAGGAGGUCACCUGGUUAUAAUAACCAGCCGAGAUGAACAGGAUUUUCUAUCUUCACACGCUCAUGAAACUCACUGGAUCGGCCUGAAUGACUUGGAGACUGAGGGAAAGUGGAUGUGGGUGAACAACCAGACCCUGACUGAGACGGGAGUGACAUUCUGGUAUAAGAGGAUCGAUGGACAACACGAGCCUGAUAACUGGAGACAGGAGGACGAAUCAGGAGAGAACUGUGCUGCUCUGGGUAAUGAAUCGCUUGGCACAGAUGUUUGGUUUGAUGCUUCUUGCCUUAAAAAGAAAAAAUACAUCUGUGAAAAGUAAAACUAUUGAAGUUGAUUGUAUGAAAAUGUACCAAAGUGACUUUUUAAAUAUUACUUCCAUUUACAUGUUACACGUUUUGGCCCAAACUGUGAUUUUCUAGCAAUGUCACAUUUUCCCAGAAUUAUUAUGUUUUUAUAAUUUGUUAUAAUAAUUAUUGUGUUUGACUCAUACUAGGAUCUUCGGGGCCACAGUACAAAAGAAGUCAUGGGUGCCCAAAUUACUUUCAGCUAUAGGGCCCUUAUAAUGGAAAGACAAAUUUCACAGUGAUUUAGAAUAAAGGAGUUUGAGGUAAUGCGUAAACAUUGUCAAAAUGCCAAGUUUCAAAACAAACCAUUGACUCCCCAUAACAUGCAGUCCAUACAUGGAAACAGCAAAAACAGCCUGUUCGUCGUUCCUAUGAUGUCACAAGAUCAACACAUUUACAUAUAUCCGCCUAGUCAGCCAAUAGCUGUUCAGCUCCACCCGCUCAUAUUAAAGUUCUGGGGAGGGUUUCAGCUCUGAGUGCUUUUAGAAUGAGGUCCAAUACAGGAUGACACGGCCCCACUGUGACCGACCCCUGUCCCUUUUACUCAGGCUACUCUUCACAGACUCAGAAGUGGCAGUAAAAGAUCCUAAAUGAGUCUGGUCACUAGAGGGCAGUAUGCUGUUGUGGAACAGCUGUUAUCCGGCUCCAUUUCAGAAGUAGUUGCUCUACCAGCCGUAAUGUAAUGAAUGUUUGAAUGUCCAGAAUGUAACUGUCCUAUGAUUGUCUAAAUACAUGAUGUUUGAUUGCUAAAUGUGCAUUUAAUACCAGACAGAAGUGUGUAAACGUUUCCAGGAGAGUUUCAUGCCUGUACGAGUUGUUAAAGUAAAAUAUUACA
Pygocentrus nattereri (red-bellied piranha) is the source of this 1583-nucleotide messenger RNA. Its product is annotated as CD209 antigen-like protein E. Bases 1 to 723 code for a protein of 240 amino acids. NCBI's taxonomy places the organism in Eukaryota, Metazoa, Chordata, Actinopteri, Characiformes, Serrasalmidae. The transcript is spliced from 6 exons. The record is from RefSeq and is a predicted model, not a curated record.